AUGCUAAACACUGCAGAAAAACCGGGUGGUCCUCAGUCUUUUGAAAUCGGAAUCAGUGUGGGCGACGGAAAUAUGAAGUUCACUUCAGAAGACAGCAAGGCGCUUUUGCGACAUGACAUCGAAAUCGCAAAGUCAGAAAGCGACAAUCGGCUUUAUCUAGCAGUCACAUUAAGGAAUCAGUUGAAGGUCCUCCUCAUAAGUGAUCCUCAAACCGAUAAGGCGGCAGCCUGUCUGGCCGUUGGAGUCGGCAGUUUUUCUGAUCCAGCUGACGUGCCUGGUUUGGCGCAUUUCUGUGAACACAUGAUCCUUCUGGGAAGCCAGAAGUAUCCGGGAGAAAACGAGUACUCUAAAUUCAUAACUUCACACAAUGGAUACUGCAAUGCAUUUACUUCUACAACAGAAACUUGUUACGUUUUUGACAUUGUUCCUGAAUAUCUCUAUGAAGCACUCGAAAGGUUUUCAGAACUAUUCGUUGCACCACUCUUCACGGAAUCAGCCACUGAGCGUGAGGUUAAUGCUGUUGAUUCAGAGCACGAGAAAAAUUUGGCCGUCGACAAUCGCCGUAUCAUGCAAAUUGAUAAAAUUAUGGCUGCACCAGAGCACGAUUAUGCUAAAUUUACCACCGGUAAUAAGGAAACGCUCUUUGACACUCUCAAGGCGAAUUCAAGGAACGUUCGUGAUGAACUUAUUAAGUUUUAUGAAAAUUUUUACUCCUCCAAUAUCAUGGCUGUGACGAUUCUCGGGAAAGAAUCGUUGGAUGAAAUGGCGAGUAAAUACGCCCCCCUGUUUGAAAACAUACCGAACCGAAAUGUAAUACCGAAGUCAUGGAUGACCACCCCUUGGACAAAAGAAUAUUUACAGAAAAAAAUAUAUAUAGUUCCUGUCAGAGAUUUUCAUGAGCUUCGCAUUAUUUGGCCCAUCAAGGACUAUACCAAAUUCUACAAGUCGGCGGCAAGUCUACCUUGCAGAUACCUGACACACCUACUCGGCCAUGAAUCAGAGGGCAGUCUGUUGAGUGCAUUGAAGCGACGCAGUCUCGCGACUGAUUUGAUGACUGAGACCUAUAGACCGGGUUCUGGCUUCGCUUGUGUCAUCCUCUAUGCCAGUCUCACCGACAGUGGCCUCGACAACGUUGAUGAAGUCAUUACCCUUGUCUUUCAAUACCUCAACAUGGUGAAAUACGUAGGGUUUCAGCAAUGGAUUUUUGAGGAGGAGAAGAAUAUACAGGCCUUGCGUUUUCGUUUCAAAGGCAAAGAAGAUCCCUUCGAGUAUGUUCAUAGGCUAUCACCUCGAAUGUUUUUAUAUCCGCCGGAAGAUCUACUGACUGUACCCUAUAUACUUACGGAAUUUCGACCAGAUCUGAUUGAAGAAGUCCUCUCUGCUCUCAUUCCAGACAAUUUUAGGUGCAUCAUUGUGAGCCAAAAAGUUGCGGAUCGUUGCAAUGAGACAGAAAAGUUUUACAAAGCUAGCUAUGGUUGCGAACCAGUGCCUCCAGAGAAGAUUGAGGCCUGGCGUAAUUGUGGUCUUUGCCCAGAACUGCAUUUGCCACCACGCAACCCCUACAUACCAACCGAAUUCGGCCUAAAAUGCGAAUCCUGCCCUGACCUGGAGGACAUGUCCUCGGGGCCACGAAUCCUCUUGGAGAAUGAUGGCGCACGGCUGUGGUUCAAGCAGGAUAAGGAAUUCAAGUUGCCCAAAUGUUACAUCAACUUCAACCUUAUCAGUCCGCUUUGGGCGCAAGAUCAGGUCCGCGAUCUACUGUUGCAGCUGUUCAUUAACCUCUUCAUCGACAGUGUAAACGAGGACUCCUAUCAAUGCAGCCUCGCGGGCCUCUGCUUCAACAUCGUGGCCAGUGCACCCACGCUGCGACUAAAUUUCAGUGGUUACAGUCAUAAGAUGCCGGUAUUAGUGGAGAACGUUGUGAAUCGCUUGGUGCAAUUCACGAGGCCAGAUGAGGAGCGCUAUGCGGUUCUGCUGAAGAAAAUGGAGUUAAAAGUGAAGAACUUCACGUCCUUUUCGCCUCUCGACCAGGCCGAUGGCUACUGUGCCUCGGUUCUAUUUGAUCGUGCCUGUCUUCAUGAGGAGAGGUGUGCAGCGCUCAACGAAAUCACAUACGAAGAACUGGUGGAGUUCAUACCCUCAUUCUUUCGUCGUGUCUUCGUCGAGACGAUGGUGUACGGUAAUGUGGACGUGGAAGAGGCCUUGAAAAUCCACGAAACCAUGACUAGCGCCCUCCAGAAGCAUGUCCACUGGCGGUCACCCGUGGCUAUGGUCUCACCGCAGAUGCGAGAAGUUGAAAUUCCCACGGGUCCCUCACACAUAUACAAGCGAAUUAAUCGAAGUAACGCGAUUUCGGCUAUUCUGGUCUACUACCAGAACCUUCCUAUUACUUCGGAAAAUUGUGCGAUCCAUCGCCUCUUCGAUCAGCUUAUUCGUGAACCUGCAUUCAAUAACCUUCGUACUGAGAAACAGCUAGGUUACAUAGUUCGAGCGGGCUGGCACAUAUCUAACUCCUUCCAGGGCAUCCACCUAGUCAUCCAAUCGAAGUAUCAUCCCAGAGAAUUGGAUGAACACAUCGAGAAGUUCGUUGCAAGCAUGGAGGCAAGUUUAUCAACAGUGCUGUCCAAACCUGGGUUCAUGACGAUACUGAUAAACAUGUCAGCGAGCGAGUUUAACGCGCACAUUGAAUCCGUGGUUGCAUUGUUGCUCGAAAAGCCCAAAAAAAUGAGUCAGCAGGCAACAAGGUAUUGGACCCAGAUCUUUAGACAGCGUUAUGACUUCGAUCGGUUUGAACGAGAAGCGGAAAUAAUCAGGAACACUAGUAAGGAUCAUGUGCUCGCCUUUUAUAAUACCUACAUCAAGGCAGCAUCGGAGGCUCGAAGAAAAUUGGCCAUUUACGUUAUCGCUGAAGACGCACCACCGACAAAGAAAGAAGACAUGGGUGUGGAAAUUGCAAACCCGAUAGAAUUCAAGCGCACUCUACCGCUUCGUCCGUUGGCUGCGCCCUGUAAUCUGACGGAUCGCAGAUCGCAAAAAUCAUCCCAGCCGUUGAAGGAAGGGCCUCACUGA
Messenger RNA from Echinococcus granulosus, 3069 nucleotides. RefSeq names its product Insulin-degrading enzyme. Gene Ontology annotation, cellular component: cytosol; mitochondrion. NCBI's taxonomy places the organism in Eukaryota, Metazoa, Platyhelminthes, Cestoda, Cyclophyllidea, Taeniidae. The transcript has 20 exons. Gene Ontology annotation, molecular function: metal ion binding; metalloendopeptidase activity. The record is from RefSeq and is a predicted model, not a curated record. Bases 1 to 3069 code for a protein of 1022 amino acids. Gene Ontology annotation, biological process: peptide catabolic process.